UAAUAUAUAAUCCCUAAAGUCUCAUCUCCUUCGCCCCCACAACUCUCCGACUCAGUAGCGUCUUAGUCUCCUCGAUCCGCUUCCUCCCCCGAGAUUCGUCAAUGGCUCCUUCCACCGUUAAUCGAUGGCUGAGACCUGAGGUUUACCCACUUUUCGCGGCGGUAGGAGUGGCCGUAGGAAUCUGCGGGUUUCAGUUAGUCCGUAACAUCUGCAUCAAUCCUGAAGUCAGAGUGACCAAGGAGAAUAGAGCCGCUGGAGUCCUGGAUAACUUUGCUGAGGGAGAGAAGUAUACCGAGCAUUUCCUGAGGAAAUUCGUGCGCAACAAGUCGCCAGAAAUUAUGCCGUCAAUCAACAACUUCUUCACAGACCCAAGUCGAAACUAAGAUCCUACAUGAAUAAGAACUACACAUAAGUUUGGAUAUAGUUUCGAAUUUGAAUAGUUGGUGGCUGUAAACACCAUGCUGUUCUUGAAUUUGCUUUUAUUUGUUUAUCUGAGAAAACUUUAGAAACAGUGGUUUGAUGAAAUAAACUGUUCUGAACCAAAAUUAUGAAAUUCUGAUUUUCAUCUAUGCACAUCGAAUGGUUUUUGUUAA
This is a messenger RNA of Cucurbita pepo subsp. pepo (vegetable marrow), 593 nucleotides long. RefSeq names its product B12D protein. Lineage: Eukaryota; Viridiplantae; Streptophyta; Magnoliopsida; Cucurbitales; Cucurbitaceae. The record is from RefSeq and is a predicted model, not a curated record.